GGCAUUCAUUGAUGUCAGUUUUAUUGCAUUUAUGCUGUUUACGUAUGCACAGAGUGUAAAUAAUCCAAGAAGAUAUCUUGUUAGGAAAAGAAAUGAGAUGUGUGAUACGCGUGAGAUUACAUUGUGUAGAUUUGUGAUGAAUGAGCAUUUACCGAGCAUUUACUCUUGCAAGCGCUCAUAUUUUAGCUGGUGAUAUCGAGAGAAUACUCCGAUACGUAACCUCAAUCGUCAUUGUGCGCAGCAUUAAUCAAAAUGAACCCCAUUACAGACAGUCCAGGUUCUAAAGCUCUUGAAGCUGCUAAAAAUAUCAAAGAUCUGGCUGUAUUCAAGAAGCCUAUCGGAUAUGUUAAGAGGAGCCAAAAUAUUCCAAAGAUCUUAGACGAAGAUACAUAUAUCGAAAGAAUGAGCGAAAUUAUACAAAGAGAUUUCUUUCCACAUUUGGAAAAGCUACAAGCACAAAAUCAAUAUUUGGAUGCUUUGGAGCAGAAUGAUAUGAAUAGAAUGAGAGAGCUGUAUGCAAAGUAUAGCUCUGGCCGGCCCGUCACCGAAAGGCCAGUCAGUCCAGCGACUUUUGAAACCCCACUGCGUCGUGCCGAGACAUCGGACGAGUCAUCAUUGCAGCGUACCUUCGAAGAAGCGUCGUCUCUCGACGAAACGUCCGCCGUUGGAUCUGUAAAGAGAAAUGAGAGUAAAGCUGGCCUGGAUAAUUACGUGAGCACUCACACAAGCGAGGAUAACGCUAGUUUCAACGAGAUGAUGAUUGAGGCUGAAAAUAAACGUAGGCUCAAGUACGCUUGGCUUUACGAGGCAGAGGAAAAGUCGAAAGCAUGGCUCGCUAUCGAUAGACCCACCACUGACGUCCCAGCUAUCGAAGGACCGAAUCCUAGACCCAAACAAGUGGACAGUUGGGCUUAUAAGAAUAAAAAUUAUAUUAUGUAUAUUCCCGAUGGAGUGGAACUUACGGCGGAAGAGAAAAUAGAAUUGGCUAAGAGGAAACAAACCAUAAUGCACGAAAAUACGAGAUUGCGAGCAAACCCGUUUAAUGAGCAGCAAAACAAGGAGACGAUUGAUGAAUUGGCCAAGUCACAGUCCAGAACUAAUGAUGGCAAAAUUGGCGUUGAUGGUAAGGAGGUUGUUAGAAACGCGACGCCACGAGUGAAUGGUUUUAGUUUUGUGGCGACGCCAAGUCCGAGACCAGGAGAGUGCGAAAGUCCAUUGAUGACAUGGGGUCAGAUUGAGGGGACACCUUUCCGAUUGGACGGUGGGGACACCCCGUUAUUGAGGACGAGUCAGGGACCAUCUUUCCGAAUAGCAGAACCGCCGAAAAGAGAGCAGCUGGCGUUGCAGUUGGCUGAGAAGGCUGGCGAGAGACACCGGGAUCGAAAAAACAAAGCGUUAGAAGCAGCCAGAAAAUCAUUAGCCACCCCGUCACCGAGGUCAACUAUGGACCGUCUGAGUACUAUGUCUCCUGCGGCAAGAAGAUUAGCAACUCAAAAACUCCGAAUAUCGAGUACGCCGUCCCCUCGGCGAACACCAUUGUCCAGAACUCCGUCUGUAGGCACCAGGACACCUAACACGCCACGCGCGACCAUACCGGCUAAGGACGUCAUUUCUCAAAAGUCGGAAAUUACCAUGCGGAUACAAGGACCUGUACUCACUGAUAACUUACUCAAUUUACCGCAUCGACAACGAGCAUCAGACUUCUUCAAUAAAUGAGAAUUUUUGUAUUUGAAAAUUGCACAUAGAAAGAUCACGUGUAGAGUUCGAAUGAUACGUAUAUCAAUGUAUUAAUUACAUGCCUCGAAUUCAUGUUUGUCUAUAUUAAUGUUAAGAAGACAGUGCGCGCGCACGCGCGCGCACACACACACACACACACACACACACACACAGAGUAAAUGGUCAAUUAGUGUUUAUAAUAUUAUGUAAUAAAUAAAUUAACGAAGUUCUUUUAA
Messenger RNA from Monomorium pharaonis (pharaoh ant), 1952 nucleotides. RefSeq names its product splicing factor ESS-2 homolog (gene Es2). The record is from RefSeq and is a predicted model, not a curated record. Lineage: Eukaryota; Metazoa; Arthropoda; Insecta; Hymenoptera; Formicidae. Gene Ontology annotation, cellular component: catalytic step 2 spliceosome. Bases 253 to 1716 code for a protein of 487 amino acids. The transcript has 3 exons.